AUGUCAGAUACUCCAGAUAUUACACAAACAGAAUUACCUGAUAGUAGGUUCAAGUUACCUACCCCUUUCUCCAACAUGUAUAAUGCUACAGCCUACCCAGCUUGGACUCCAAUUGAUACCAGAUCAGAAACUUCCAAAGUAUUUAGAUUCUCAUUUUACAGUACUAUUGGUGCUUAUACAUGGUUAUAUUUUUGGAAAAGAACUACAUUCAAAUUAGAAUUACCUUUAACUUUCAUCGGUUUCACCACUGUUGCUGUUGCCACCAAGAGUAUGGUUGCUAACUUAAGAGAAAAGAAUGAUGGAUGGAAUUUAUUUUGGGGUGUUGGUUUAGGUAAUUUAGCUGUUUUAACAGCUGGUUUCAAGCAUAUGCCUUUAAGACAUAAAUUCAUGACUGGUAUUUCAGGUGCUGCUGUUUCUGGUCUUUUAAAUCAAUGGUUAUGGGCUCAAAGCACUUCAUCAGCAGGUAGAGAUGUUAGACAUUUCAGUAAAAAUGAUGAAGUUCCAAAACAAGGAUUUUGGGAUGUUGUUCAAAGGAAACCUUUGAGUCAAGUUGUCGAAGAAGUUGGUGUUGGUCGUGGUAUUCUUAAACCAUAG
This is a messenger RNA of Yamadazyma jaroonii, 594 nucleotides long. Lineage: Eukaryota; Fungi; Ascomycota; Pichiomycetes; Serinales; Debaryomycetaceae. The record is from the annotation of a GenBank genome assembly.